UUUUAGUAGUUUGUGGUGGUAGUGGAGAUGAAGUACACAUCUGCCUGGACAAGUACGUAGAAAAUUCAAUCAAAGAUAGUGAGAGGAAAUUGCGUGGGACAGAGGAUUCAGUAUACACGAUCACGAGUGCUGACCAAACAAUUCAGCAAAGAGGAGAGAAACUGCUAAACAAUGGAGUGUUCAAAAAUGAGCUUGGAAGGUUUCUGCUGAAGGAAUGGGGGAAAGACCAUUACUGGAACAUACUAAAUGGAAAGACCCUGUAUGUUUCCUAUGGCGGAGAAUGUUUGCAAUAUGAACCAAAGGAUUCUCAAGAGGUUUCAGUUACCAGACCUGUUCAUCUGCAGGCUGACCAUGAAGAAGCAGAUACGCUAAUUGCUUUCCAUCUAAGCAAAUUCACUGCCAGUACUGUCCUCGUGCGAGCUUCAGACACUGAUGUUCUGGUAAUACUCAUUGGGGUCCUUGGAAGUCAGCGAGCUGAACUUAGGUCCAUGACCCAAGUUGUAAUGGACUGUGGAAUUGGUAACAGCAGGCGAUAUAUCAAUGUCACCAAUAUAGUUGAUGUCCUCGAGGGAAGGAAAACAGGACUUUCCAAAGCACUGUCAGGCUAUCAUGCAUUUACUGGAUGCGAUUUCACAUCAGCAUUCUACAGGAAAGGCAAGGUCAAAGCCCUGGACCUAAUUGAGAAGGAUGACACUGGGCGCUUCCUCAACCUCUUCACCAAUAUGGGUCAAGUUGAUGGUGCUGUUGACUUUGAAGUUGCAUCUGAAUUUGUCUGCAGAAUGUAUGGCCAAAGCAAAGAACAAGAUGUGGAUAAAGCACGCUACACUAAACUGAUGCAAAUGUCUGGCAAAAUAGAUAAGGAAAACCCACUAGCCAACAUCAAGAAGGUUGACUGUGCACUGUUGCCACCAUCACGUCAAACGCUCAAGAAAAAGAUGAUGAGAGCUCACUAUGUUACUGUUUUGUGGAGCCAUGCCAACACAGCAUCACCUGAUCAAGGCCUCUCUCCCACGGAUUAUGGAUGGUGUUGCAAGGAAGGCUUGUUGCAACCCACAUGGUUUGAUGGACCAUCAGUUCUGGAUUCCUUGUGAUAGUGGCAAAACUGGGAACAUUGAAAAUGCUGAAAAGAGUGACAGCGAUGUGACAAUAAUUCUAAGUCAGUCAGAAGGAAAUGAGAUGGACACAGAUGAUUUUGAUGAACUCAGUGAUUACAACCUGUCGGACAUAUCUGAUGAUGAGACAUGGAGUGAAGACUCCGAUUCUGAUGUUGAAGACAUAGAGUAGCUCAAUGAAAUAAAAAUGAACAUUCAUUUCAUAUGUUCUUUAUGUUGACACAAUACCCUUACCCUAAGACUUAUGUGAACUGACAUACUUCCAGCCUUCAAUAAAACAUGUAUGCAUUGUAUGAGGGGUAGAAAGGCUUGAAAAUUUACAGAAGAUCUGAAAAUUGCCUGUGGUUUAUGGGUUUUAUGUGGUUCAUAAAACUGUGGUUUAUGCAGUGUGUAU
This is a messenger RNA of Brienomyrus brachyistius, 1506 nucleotides long. RefSeq lists its product as uncharacterized. NCBI's taxonomy places the organism in Eukaryota, Metazoa, Chordata, Actinopteri, Osteoglossiformes, Mormyridae. The transcript has 3 exons. Bases 489 to 1091 code for a protein of 200 amino acids. The record is from RefSeq and is a predicted model, not a curated record.